This is a messenger RNA of Postia placenta MAD-698-R-SB12, 4404 nucleotides long. RefSeq lists its product as hypothetical. The transcript has 39 exons. Gene Ontology annotation, biological process: transmembrane transport. Gene Ontology annotation, cellular component: membrane; fungal-type vacuole. NCBI's taxonomy places the organism in Eukaryota, Fungi, Basidiomycota, Agaricomycetes, Polyporales, Adustoporiaceae. Gene Ontology annotation, molecular function: ATP hydrolysis activity; ATP binding; ABC-type peptide transporter activity. The record is from RefSeq and is a predicted model, not a curated record. Bases 145 to 4404 code for a protein of 1419 amino acids.
UACGCAUCCUUGCUGGCGCUGUUGUCGGUAGUCGCGAGUGCUGACCUAGCCGACCUGGCUACGCGUCACCUGGCGCUGACGCUCGCGUUCGUCUGGGGCAUCUUCGUGUACCGUGAUAUCUGGCCGCUCGCGACAUUCAACCUGAUGCCGGUAGAUGACAUGGAGGGCGGAUUGCUGUGGGCUAAGCUUGGUGUUCUGACGGUCGCUGCAGUGGCAGUCCCAUUACUCGUGCCGCGGAAGUAUGUCCCUGUUGACCCCAAGGAUCCCUGGAAGCCUAUCCCGGAGCAGACAGCUUCUCUUCUGUCUAUGAUGCUUUACUACUGGCUUGAGAAGACCGUCGUCGAGGCGUACCGCAUGCCUCAUCUUCCGCUCGAAAGGCUUCCGCCACUAGCUGACUAUGACAGCGCGAAGUACUUGGUGAAGAGGAGUUUCAAGCACCUCGAUCCGUUCGAAGUCAAGAGGAAGGAUGAACAUCUCUUCUUUGGUCUUAUGCGGGUAUUCCGCACGGAAUAUGUUGUUCUUGCGAUCAUGCUCGUUCUGCAGGUGCUCACGCAAUUUGCGAGUCCCAUUGGAAUCAGGGAACUUCUCCGUUACUUAGAGACAGAUGGCGAAGGUGCUACUAUUCGGCCUUGGGUCUGGAUUGCUUGGCUCUUCUUUGGCGGCCUUUUCAGCUCUAUCGCGGGCCAAUGGUACAUCUUCACGACAACUCGGAUGUUGGUCCGCACCACAGGCAUUGUUACGCAACUUAUCUUCGAGCACUCGUUGCGCAUCCGCAUCAAGGCUGAGAUCGCGGACACGCCCGCUAAUAGCGUCGCGAACACGGCCGUGGGCACGCCGGAUACCGCGUCGCUUGCGGAUGGCGAAGGCAGUGAUGGUCAGGAGAACGAUAAUGGGAGUCCGACCAAUAGUAACAGCGAUGGCGACACUAUGCGCGCGAGUACUGUCAGCGUUACAAUGGGUGCGACGGCGAAAGGCAAGCAGAAGGCAGGGUCGAUUAGCGGUGAGAGCAGGAAGAGCGUGUCAAAUGCCACUUCUGCGGAAGGCGAAAAAAGCGGCAACUUAGUUGGGAAGAUCAACAAUCUUGUUACGACCGAUCUAGACAACCUGAUCAACGGUCGUGACUUUUUGUUUAUUGUGAUCAUGGUCCCGCUGCAAGUCUGUUUCUGCGUGUGGUUCCUGUAUAACAUUCUCGGCUGGAGGCAUAAUUGCAGUGCCUUUGCUGGCAUGGGCAUGAUGGUGGUUCUGUUCCCAUUACCAGGCUAUGUAGCGAGCAGGACCCAGACCGUGCAGGUCGAAAAGAUGAAGAUGACCGAUGCCCGCGUCCAGAAUGUGACUGAAACCAUGAACGUCAUACGCAUGAUCAAGCUGUUUGGCUGGGAACCUCGAGUAGCGGAGCAACUGUCCGAAAAGCGCGAGGCCGAGCUGAAGUACCAGUGGCAAUACCGCAUACUGGGACUGAUCAAUGCGAUCCUGAACCAUGUGAUCCCAUUUAUCACCAUGAUCGUCACCUUUGUGUGUUAUGUGAGUAUUAUGGACGGUAUUCAUGUGAAUGCAGCAUCUGCCGUCUUCUCAUCUAUGUCUGUGUUUGAACUGCUUCGUCAGUCAUUGCACGGAGUGUUUGGCAUGUUGCCCGCGAUCAUCCGAGCGAAGGUAUCGCUCGAUCGUGUGAACGAGUUCCUUCACAAGACCGAACUUCUAGAUCAAUACACCGAAGAGCCGGACCGCUCGGAAUAUAUACCGCCGACGAAGGAUGCAAGCACGCAUCUUCUUGGGAUUCGAAAUGCCUCCUUCACGUGGUCGAGCGACAAUGAUGGGCUGUCCACUCCCGGUACCUCAAGACGCAACUUCACGCUACGGGUCGACGACGAAGUGUUCUUCCAGCCUGGUCAUAUAAACCUUUUAGUCGGCCCCACCGGGUCAGGAAAGACUUCGCUCCUCAUGGCGUUAUUGGGUGAAAUGCACUACAUUCCCUCAGGCCCUGACUCCUUCUACAACUUGCCUCGCGAGGGCGGCGUUGCGUAUGCCGCGCAAGAAUCAUGGGUGCAGAAUGAAACCAUUCGUGAAAAUAUUCUGUUUGGUGCUCCAUAUGAUGAAGUCCGAUACAAUAAGGUGAUCGAUCAAUGUGGACUGCGACGCGACCUGAGUCUUUUCGACGCGGGCGAUCAGACUGAGGUUGGCGAAAAGGGGCUCACACUAAGUGGAGGCCAGAAGGCUCGGAUUACUCUAGCACGCGCAGUGUAUUCCAGUGCGGAGAUUAUCCUGCUCGAUGAUGUACUGGCGGCCCUUGAUGUACACACGUCAAAAUGGAUCAUAGACAAGUGCUUCAAGGGUGAUCUUGUUCGAGGGCGCACUAUUCUUCUUGUGACGCACAAUGUAGCAAUGGCAACGCCGAUUGCAGAAUUUGUGGUGUCAUUAGGUACGGACGGACGGAUCGUCAGCCAGGGCUCUCUGUCCAAGGCGCUUGCAAAGGACAAAAAGCUGAGCGAGGAGGUCGCGGAGGAGAACCAGGAGAUAAAGAAAGCAGAGAAUGAGGUCGACCACGAAGAGCCCAAUGUCGAGGCCAAGAAGUCCGACGGUAAACUCAUAGUUGCAGAGGAAGUAUCUGUUGGACAUGUCAGCUGGGCAGCCUUGAGAAUGUUCUUCUCCAGUCUUGGUGGUGGGCAUCCAUUCUUGUUCUGGAUGCUAUGUGUCGGGACCCUUGCUCUCUCCGAGUUGGCGGACACCAUACAGACCUGGUUCCUUGGUUUCUGGGCGCGACAGUACGAAGACCAUGACCCAUCGGAGGUGAAAGUACCUUUCUACCUCACAGGCUAUGCUAUGCUGCUGGUUGUAUCCAGCGUAUUCUACUGCAUUGGUUAUGUCUUCUACGUAUAUGGCGCUUUGAGGGCUUCACGGGACAUUCACAAAACCUUGGUCACGUCCGUAUUUAGUACCACUUUGAGGUGGCUAGAUAUGACUCCCACCUCCCGCAUCAUCACUCGUUGUACUCAGGAUAUACAAGCAGUCGAUGGUCCCAUCACUGAUUAUUUCCGCGGUCUUCUUGAAUUGUCCAUGUCGAUGGUGGUCAAGCUUGCCGCCGUAGUGAUCAUGUCACCCGUGUUUCUUAUCCCUGGCGUCCUCGUCGCCGUGUUGGGUGGCUGGUGUGGCCAAAUCUAUAUGAAGGCUCAGUUGUCCGUGAAGCGCGAGAUGAGCAAUGCACGGGCUCCCGUACUUGGCCACUUUGGCGCUGCUAUUGCAGGACUAACAUCAAUCCGCGCGUAUAGUGCUCAAAAGAUGUUUAGGAAGGAAGCAUAUAAGCGAAUUGAUCGUUGGACGACAUCCGCACGGACCUUCUAUAACCUCAACAGAUGGGUUUGUGUUCGCAUCGACGUCCUGAGCUCUCUGUUCUCUUCUGGUCUUGCCGCAUACCUCGUGUACGGAGGCAGAUUCAAUGCUUCCAAUACUGGUUUCUCGUUGAAUAUGGCAGUCGGAUUCAGCGGCAUGAUUUUGUGGUGGGUGCGGAUUUUCAACGAAUUCGAGGUCUCCGGUGCGCGCAACUUGGAACGUAUCGAGCAAUAUGUCCAAAUUGAACAAGAACCGAAGCCCACAGCGGAUGGCGUCCCGCCAGCGUAUUGGCCUGCAAGCGGCGGGUUGAAAGUAGAGAAGCUGUCUGCUCGCUAUUCACAGGACGGUCCGCGGGUACUGCAAGAGAUCUCAUUUGAGGUGAAAUCUGGAGAGCGUGUUGGCAUUGUGGGGCGCACGGGUAGUGGGAAGAGUUCUUUGACGCUGUCUCUUCUGCGUUGUAUCCUCACCGAGGGAAAGGUCUAUUACGAUGGACUACCAACAGACACCUUGAAUCUGGACGCAUUGCGAUCUAGUAUCACUAUCAUUCCGCAAAUACCUGAACUUCUCAGUGGAACAUUGCGACAAAACCUGGACCCCUUCGAGCAGCACGACGAUGCGGUGUUGAAUGAUGCGUUGCGAGCAGCCGGGCUCUUCUCUGUGCAAAAUGAUACCGACGAGGGCCGCAUAACUCUCGACAGCCAGAUAUCAAGUGGAGGUAGCAACCUGUCCGUUGGACAGCGGCAGAUCUUGGCAUUAGCGAGAGCUAUUGUGCGACAGAGCAAGCUACUCAUUCUUGACGAAGCUACUUCCGCAAUAGACUAUGCCACAGACACAGUCAUUCAGACAUCACUACGCAGGGAGCUAAACAAAGAUGUUACCUUAUUGACCGUAGCACACAGACUACAGACGAUCAUGGAUGCAGACAAAAUUAUGGUUCUAGAUGCAGGUCGCAUUGUUGAAUUUGGAAAGCCGAGUGAGCUGCUCAAAAUUGACCAGGGCAGGUUACGCAGCCUUGUAGACGAAAGCGGCGAUAGGGAGACGUUGUAUGCUAUGGCCGAAGGUUCAAUCGCGUCCGCAUGA